Molecule: messenger RNA, 3577 nt
Organism: Pristis pectinata (smalltooth sawfish)
Lineage: Eukaryota; Metazoa; Chordata; Chondrichthyes; Rhinopristiformes; Pristidae
Gene: cfap410
Product: cilia and flagella associated protein 410
Exons: 7
Coding region: 59-727 (222 amino acids)
Biological process (GO): mRNA splicing, via spliceosome; cytoskeleton organization
Cellular component (GO): U4/U6 x U5 tri-snRNP complex
Molecular function (GO): protein binding
Source: RefSeq, a predicted model, not a curated record
UUCCAGCUGCAGCUUUUCUAGGGGUAGUAAUCUGAAGGAUCUGUCUGUAUUAAGGGACAUGCCCAACAUAGAAGUGAUUACCUUAAGUGUGAACAAUAUCUCUUCUUUGGUGGACUUCCAAUACUGUCAGAACAUCAGUGAGCUUUACCUCAGGAAGAACAAUAUACAAAAUCUGACAGAGAUCUGCUACCUAAAGGGACUACACCGCUUGAGAGUACUGUGGUUGUCAGAAAAUCCUUGCUGUGGGACGGAUCUUCACAAGUAUAGAAUGACUGUCCUCCGGAACUUGCCACAACUGCAGAAGUUGGAUAACCAAGCGGUGACAGAGGAGGAGCUGGCGCAGGCUUUAGAGGAUGGAGAUGAGAUGGCUGCCAUGUCAGACAAAGAACCCAUGGAGUCAACAAGCAGCCCUUCCAGGAGAGGAUCUGGCACUUCUGAACCGAGCACCGAAACGGAAAGUGAUCUCUUGAGCUUCAGAAUGGAGGAGACAAAUAAAAUCAGAGAAGAGCUUGGAAUGAAACCACUAGGAAGAGACAAAUUUUCCUCCUCUGUUGCAUUGAAGGAAAUAAAUACAAGCAACAGCACCAGAAGGCGCACUUCCAACGUGCUGAACGCUGUUCUGCUGCUGUUGAAAGAGCUUGACACAGACGGACUGGAGAUUGUGCACAGGGCAGCAGAACAUAAGCUCCGAAUGUUACACAGGAAAGAGACUGAACAGGAGAGAUGAGUCCAACCGAUCCAGCAAUUUGAUUUCCAUCUCUGUGGACGUGGUUUCAAAAUUCAAUAGUCACAUGGCAGGAGUUUAUAUGGAAGAGGUCAAUCAAGUACCUGCAAAUUAUCCAUCUGCAUCAACCCCUGUGGUGACCACCCUGUGUAAUCACCAAGCUUGACCUGGUGGGAGCAUCAGGAUCAACCAAUGGCAUGCGCAGUCUGGAGUUUAGGUGGGAGAGUAGAGUUAACUUCACGAUACAGAAGAGUGGGUACAGGGGAAAACAACAGAGUGCUGUUUUAUCUAAAUUAACAUUUGGAAGAGAGAUUUAAUGAACAGAAGCUGUCAUGGAUCCAUCGCAGUAAGAGUCACACAUAUUGAGAGUGGGGAGGAGGAAUUAAAAUUCAUGUUUACUAAAAGUGGUCAAAUCCGUUUGUUCUCAUCACUGAUACGUUAGUGGAACUUUGCCAUGCAACAUGCUGUGAUCUGAACUGACCUAGAAAUUGUCAGCUCAGGUAUGUUAUACCAUCUACCUAGUUACUGCUAGCCAUACAGUGCAAAUUCGAAUUAUUUCAGCAGAAUAAGUUCUUCAGUUUGCACCAGCCAGUGUUUCAUGAGUUAUUGCUGCAUGAGCCUUUACCAUUACCCGAUCAAAAUAAAAUUAUUCUAGAAUCAAAAUUAACUGUAAUCUUCAUGUUUGACAGAUUGGGGGAAAAAAUGCUUCAAAGGUCUAAUCUUCAUGUGCUAAGGUGUUUGGAUUUUCUUCCGACUCCAUUGAACCUUUGCAGAGAGAUUAAUGAAAUCCUGAUGAAGCUUUAAUGAAUAAAACUUGUUACUUUGAAUCAAAGGUGUGAGAGUAUUACCAAGUGAGGAACCACAACUGCUUUGUGGAAUGUAUUUGAGUAAGGAUUUAUUAAUGAAAGUGAGAUAACCUGCCUUCAGCAGAUUCUUCUUAAUUUUUUAUUAGUCCAACGUUAGUUUGCAAUUCAUAUUUGUUUUUUUUCUCAGAUGUUGGUUCUACAAAUUAAGACUUUUUUGAUUUAUCUUGCCUUAAUCAAAAGAAACCAAUGUUCAACUGAGUCCUUGUGGAAGAAAGGUGUUGUAUGAGGAGAAUGAGAGAUCCCACACAAAAUUUCUCAUAACAUUCUUCUGACAGAAGGAGGCCUUUUGGCCCAUUGAAUCCAUGCCAGCACAGAGCUGUCCCAUCACCUUACAUAUUGUACUGUAAACUAUUCUCUCAACUGCCAUCACCUCCACCCUGAGCCUCUUACCAUCCUCCUAUGCUGGACAUAGUUGAGAGUAGCCAAUUCACCUACCAACCAAAUUUGCUGAAUCCCCAUUUAAUUUCUUUGAAUGGAUGGAUUUGUGCUCCAAUUCCUCUGUAGUUCUUUGAACCAUUCUCAUUAAUAACACCAUUCUUUCCAGAAUUAGUGUGCGAAAAGACAAAUCUGCAAUAAUUGGAUAUGUGAUAACCUAGCAUGAAAAUUAGUUAAUUAAUUCAUUUUUAAAAUUUUUUUCAUUAUGGAAAUGGUUUUAAAAUAACUCCAGUUUUAAUUACAGUCACUUACUGCCUUGCCAUGGUUGUUCAGUGACCUGCUGGGUCCUCAAUAGGCAUUUAUAUUCACUGACUUUUCUGUAACAUUCAAUAAAGCCCAUAAUUCCUCAUUGUAGACUGCUGUGCACAUGCAGAUUAUAACAAUGACAACCCAAGAUUACUGGUGUUUUUAAUUGCAUGAUAACCAGAAAUUAAAGGAAUCCAACAGUGUCUGUUUCUUAGAGUGAGACUGGUAUGACGAAUUUAUCGCCUUCAUACACAAGCCAUGAGGGUGGUCAGUUUUUCUGCUGGAGUAUCACACGAAGUUAUGGAGCAUUCAAAAUCAGAAUUCGGUUUUUAUAAGACUGAGUGGUGCAUUUGUAUCUACUCUUGUUUAAAGGCAUGAAUAAAUGAACUCAAGAAGGGAAUUAGGAGAGCCAGGAGGGGCCAUGAAAAGUCCUUGGCAAGUAGGAUUAAGGAGAAUCCCAAGGCAUUCUAUACAUACAUCAAAAGCAAAAGGAUAACGAGGGAGAUGGUAGGACCACUCAACGAUAAAGGAGGGAACAAGUGCUUGGAGGCAGAGGAUGUAGGCGUGGUCCUAAAAUGAGUACUUUGUGUUGGUAUUCACCAAGGAGAAGGACAUGGAGGAUGGUGAGAUCAGGGAAAGUAUGCUAGGGCAUUUUGAGAUAAAGGAGGAGGUAGUGUUGGGUCUCUUAAAGAAUAUUAAGGUGGAUAAGUCCCCAGGGCCUGAUAAAAUAUACCCCAGGUUAUUGAGAGAGGCAAGAGAGACUGUUGGGGCCUUGACCAAGAUUUUUGUGUCCUCUCUACCCACAGGCAAGGUCCCAGAGGACUGACGAGUAGCUAAUGUUGUUCCGUGGUUCAAGAAGGGAAAUAGGGAUAAUCCUGGAAACUAAUAGAGCAGUGAGUCUCAUGUCAGUGGUAGGGAAGCUGUUGGAGAAGAUUCCUAGGGAUAGGAUAUAUGAGCAGUUGGAAAACCAUGGCCUAAUUAGGAACAGUCAGCAUAGCUUUGUAUGUGGCAAGUCAUGUCUUACUGACUUGAUUCAGUUUUCUCCAGGAGAUGACAGAGGUGAGUGAUGAAGGUAGAGCUGUGGAUGUUGUCUACGUGGAUUUUAGUAAGGCUUUUGACCAGGUCCCUCAUGGUAGGCUCAUCCAGAAGAUUAUGAUUAAGUGACUGCUUGUGAACAGACUUGGAAGACUUGGAAUGGAUUCAGCUGGCCUGAGGUAAGUUGUUGUUCCCAUACAGGUCUGAAGGUCCUGAAGAGGAGUAAUCCAGAAGUACCGAAGUCGAGGACUGCUGCAUUCCAAUCAGGUGA